Aethina tumida (small hive beetle) is the source of this 1770-nucleotide messenger RNA. RefSeq names its product YTH domain-containing protein 1 (gene Ythdc1). Gene Ontology annotation, molecular function: mRNA binding; N6-methyladenosine-containing RNA reader activity. The transcript has a single exon. NCBI's taxonomy places the organism in Eukaryota, Metazoa, Arthropoda, Insecta, Coleoptera, Nitidulidae. Gene Ontology annotation, cellular component: nucleoplasm. Gene Ontology annotation, biological process: regulation of alternative mRNA splicing, via spliceosome; mRNA splicing, via spliceosome. The record is from RefSeq and is a predicted model, not a curated record. Bases 156 to 1484 code for a protein of 442 amino acids.
UGUUUUGGUUUGGUUAAUGGUUAUUUCUGUCUACAAAUUGUCGAAAACCCGUCAAAACUACAUAUUUAUCGGAUUGUUUCCGAGGCAAAUCAAACAAACAUGGUCGCUUAGAAAACGAACUGGCCGCAUUUCCCCGCUAAUUCGACGAAAUUGGUAUGAUAAUGGACUCGAGAAACACAAACAAGAAUGGCAGUAUAGAUGCUGAAAAUCUAAACUUGACUUUGGAUAUGGGCGACGAUAUGAAACUGGAUGAGGUGAAUUACGAGAGUGAUGUAUCUUCCAGUUCGUCGGAGAGUUCCUCCGUCCCCAGCAUAAGCUCGGUGAGCAGUGGCUCGUCGGGGAAGGGGCGACGGUCCCGGCACAAAAGGGGCCGUUCAGAUGACAAAAGCCCGUCGCCGGCGGCGAAAAGGGCCCGUUCCAAAGACAACAAGGGCAAGUCUUACGACUAUUUAACUAAAUUAAAUUAUUUAUUUCGUGACACCCGAUUUUUUGUCAUCAAGUCGAACAACGCUGAGAAUAUCACACUGUCAAAGGCCAAAGGAGUAUGGUCGACGUUGCCGCAGAACGAGGCCAAUCUCAACAAGGCGUUCAGGGAGUCCAGGAAUGUGUUGUUGAUAUUUUCCGUGAAGGAAAGUGGCAAAUUCGCUGGUUUUGCAAGGUUACAUGGUGAAUCUCGACAUGAUGUGCCGGCCAUAUCAUGGGUCCUACCGCCCGGAUUGUCCGCGAAAGCUCUUGGUGGUGUCUUCAAAGUGGACUGGGUGUGUCGCAAGGAGCUACCAUUUUCAAGCACAAUGCAUUUGUACAAUCCAUGGAAUGACGGCAAACCAGUGAAGAUUGGGAGGGAUGGCCAAGAAAUUGAACCUAGGGUGGCUGAGGAACUGUGCCGCCUGUUUCCCGAGGAUGACGGUAUUGAAAUCACGCCCAUUCUAAGACUGGCAAAAGAAGCUGCCAAAAGAAACAACACACUGAGAAGUAGAGAUGGUCACAGGCAUCCCAAGGCCAGGAUGCCUAUAGCAGCUAGGUCGUCGUUUGGAUAUCGAGGUAGGGGCUCUUCGUAUUCCAGGAGAAAAUACUUCCUGACAAGCAGGGGACUGACAUCUUCAAGUGCAUAUAGACGCUCAGUGUCUCCGCGGCCCAGAGACAGAUUUUCGUUGUUCUAUGACCGUGAUUCCCCUCGCCCCUACACCGCAGCUGCAGCUGAAGCAUACGUAGCCGAUUACAUGCGGACGAUGCAGCAUCAAUUACCUCCCUUGCCCCCCUAUGUGGCCCCACCAGGAUUGUAUACAGCUGGGGGGUACGAUGGGUUACCUCCACCUAGGUAUUACGAUGGUUUGCCCCUGGGGGAUUAUCCUCCAUCUAGGAUAGGAUCGUACUCGGAUAAAAGGUCGUAUGAUAGGUCGGUGGAUGAAUUCCUUUGGAGGACUAGUGACAGAUCGAGGGAUCGAGAUCGUGAGAGUCGUCAUCGCUAUCGGGACAGGCGGUGAAUUCUGGAAUGAUCACUGUAUAGGAUAUAUUUUUUUUUAACUGACGGACGUUUAUUAUUAAUUAAUUGUAAAAUCUGUUCUUGGCAUAUUUUACCAUGUUAUGAUUUAUCGGAAAAUUAUCUAUUGUGAUCUGUUUAAUUUGAAAACGAUUGUUUGACGUUUUAUACGUCUAAAAUUGUAAAAACCUUUUUUUAUGAAUUAGUUGUAGCUGUAUUAUUAUUUUAGGUAUAUGCUACUUGAUUUGUACAUUAUGAUCCUUAUUAAAUAAGACGGAUAUUGUAAAUGA